Messenger RNA from Owenia fusiformis, 2952 nucleotides. Lineage: Eukaryota; Metazoa; Annelida; Polychaeta; Sabellida; Oweniidae. The record is from the annotation of a GenBank genome assembly.
AUUAUAAAAUCGUGUGUUAUGGACAAUUAUUUUGCAUUGAACGCCACUGGAAACAUACGCAUUGGAUCUGUUAUAUAUUCAUACAAUUUGAAUACAACAGAUGAACAAAAUAACAAGUUCUAAUUUAAUGGAAAUCAAAAGCCUGUAUAUUGUGAACGACUAUAUUAAGGUGGGUGCGUGCAGAUUACCUGCGUCUACGACACAUAUAACUAAACGCCGUGGUAAUUCAGCAAAUGAAAGGAAUGAUGAUCCAUGGCGUCCAUCAUAUAGACAAAUUAUACUUUUAAGUGAUAAUGCACGUACGACCACAUCUCCCCGAGACGAUGCCGUUACAUGGGGCAAAAACAACUGUACAACAUCUCCCCUACAGUGUGACGGAUGUCCCAAAGGAGUUAUUGAGGACGUUUCCUCAUUCGAAAAGAGUAGGAAACUACCUUCUGGGAAGAACGUUGGGAGAGGGAUCAUUUGCCAAAGUUAAAGAAGCUCUCCAUACUCUAACGGGUGAAAAGGUCGCAGUAAAGGUCAUUGACAAGAAGAAAGCCAAAGAAGAUGCGUAUGUGCGGAAGAAUCUGCGACGAGAAGGCAAGUUGCUGCAAGUAGUCCGCCACCCUAAUGUAGUCCAACUUUAUGAGGUUAUGGAGACUGAGAACAGCUAUUACAUCGUUACAGAACUAUGCCGGGGUGGUGAUCUCAUGGACCAUAUAUGUAAGAAAAAGAGGCUUGACGAGAGAGAGGUGCGGAGGUAUAUCCGGCAGAUUAUAUCAGCCGUGGACUAUUUACACACAGCUGGGAUCCUUCAUAGAGACCUCAAAGUGGAGAACUUACUGUUAGAUGCGAACAAUGAUAUAAAGAUUAUAGAUUUUGGACUGAGUAACGCAGUUCGAGUUUCUAACACGAAAGACGGCAGUCGUAUGGCGGAGUUCUGCGUAACGCAGUGCGGAAGUCCUGCGUACGCAGCCCCUGAACUUCUGGGAAACAAGAAAUACGGACCAAAGGUUGAUGUGUGGAGCAUAGGGGUGAAUAUGUACGCCAUGUUGACGGGGAACUUGCCGUUUACCGUGGAACCGUUCAACAUCAAAUCUCUCCACACAAAAAUGCUGAAUGCUGACAUGAAUCCACUGCCGGACAAUAUAACCACACCAUGUAAAGAUCUCAUAAAGAAACUGCUGACACCUGAUCCGGAAUCCAGGACGACACUUGCCGAAGCCAUGAAACACGAGUGGAUUCUUGACGAAAACAAGCACGCAUUGGAAUCUGCUCCUUUUCCGAACAAAAUCCACAAUGACGAACUUAACGAAAAUGUCAUGAAACACAUGACUGAGAAUAUGGACUUUAAAUUGAGUGAAGUGAUCAAAUUUGUUGUCGGGAAUAUCCCGAACAGUGCAACGACGACGUAUCAUUUAUUGAACAAUAAACUUAUUGUAUAUCAUCGACAAAAUGUGAAGAAAGAUCGAGGGAAAGAGACCUCAAAGAAAAGGCUUUCCGUUGCCCCUCAGGUAUCCCCUGGUUCCGAGCCUGCCAUGACUUCAAAGCAUUCCAUCGAAUCAACCUCUCAACUCAGCGAAAACGUUGAUCUGCACCCCAUAGAUGGCGACAUGCCCCACGUCAGAAGAAGGAGCAAAUCAUCAAACGAGGACCAGAAUCUCUCACCUCGGAGGGCGAAAUCUCCUAUCCCCGUAGAGGUACGGAGUCCUCCCAGUCCACGACGCGUCCUAACAAGACGGGCGUUGGGUAACAACCGACUUGUUGUCAGGGAGAAGUCAGAAGUCAGUCACAACACAAGACAGGCAGUACCUCGCCUUAGUCAAGGAGUUACGGCAACACCGAGCCUUAACCUCGGCAUCACAACAAGCCCCUUUGACAAGAGAAAGUACGCCAAUCAAGAGAAUGGUGGUUUGGUGGCUAAUAGUGACUCCAGACGCUCUCCAUCUCCGUCUAGAACUACGGAAAGAAACAAAGACUUCCGAACAGACUUGCCAGAUCUUAUUCGAAAAUAUACUCGUCCUGUGGAAUCGAAUCUCCGCAAUCCUGAUAAUAUCCACAGCCGUACUGGCCAACAGGUGCACAGUAAGUACUACGGUCGGGAGACGAGUAUUAUGGUUCACAAGGAUAAAACAAGACAAAUCUCGCCCAUACGCACAAUAAACCAAAACAGGUCGGAAACAAGACCAGAAUUUUUAAAUGCACUUCUCAGGAAUGAUAAAAAGUUAAUCGACACUGGGGGUUAUGAUAGGUUUGCCAGGAAAACCAGCGCGUCUGUCUCGGGACAGUUAGAAGUCAGUGGAAGACAGGCGCAGAAACUCAGGAGUAUAUCCCCAAAUUCUCUCAAACUUAGCUCAAGUGAUAACAAUAAUAAUCAGGGGGCAACUUCGCCAACUAGGAGUGGACGUAAUUUUUCCCGACCAUCCCGGCAAACUUACCCAAAUCCAAACUCAAAAGCGAGAACAACGCUGAAUACAAACCAACAACAAAGAGCGACAUCAUUGAGGAGAACGCCGAUGGAGAAAACGUUUUUGUCAGACGCUAGAAAGAACAGUACAGAACGCUCGGAAACGGGUAGUAUGGACCAUGGCCACUCAAAGGUGUCGCUGCCAACAAGCGAAGGCAAAAGCUCCCGAAGUACAACUAGCUCUUAUGACAAUAAGGAUUCUGGUAUAGCACUACCUUCACUGUCCCCGACGUCAGUGCGAUGAAGAUGUUUAUCGAUCCCGAUUCCAAAUAUAGUUUCGUGGCGAAAUUGUUUGCAUAAAUAUAUCAAAUAUUUUGUUACAAAAUUGUGAUUAUGCUCAUAUGUUGGCCAAUGCUUUCUUUAAACGUAUUUAAUAAUGAUAGCUUUAAAAGACGAAAAAUUGCAAAGUAUUAUUUAAUAGGGCGACAAUUUCUCUCAGGGAAAGGCAUGGAAGUAACAUUUUCCAGUUUUCUUUAUUUUUCAUGUGGAUAAAUGCAGAUAUG